GCGCAAUAGAGUUAACUCUUUUGGAUGUUAAUCUUUGUGUUUGGACUGGUUUGGACGAACAAUUUUUAAUUUUAUUAAAUUCUCAUCGAUUUCAUUAAGAGAAAUGAAAGCAAGUACUUCUAUGGCAGGUAAAAAUAGAAAGCAUGUUGCGGUAAGUUCUGAAAAUGACAAAAAUGAGAAAGAAGAAGUAGAAAAGAAGAAAACAAAAUUUGCACCAAAAGAUUGGGAAAUAAUCUUUAAAAAUAUCAAGCAAAUGAGAUUAGAGCAUAAAUCACCAGUUGAUACAAUGGGAUGUGAACAAUGUGCUGAUAAAAAGGCUAGUCCUGCAAAUCAGAGAUUUCAAACAUUAGUUGCUCUUAUGUUAUCAGCACAAACAAGAGAUGAAGUGACUUUUGCAGCAUGUCAACGUUUAAAAGAGUAUGGAUUUACACCGGAAAGUAUUGCAAAUGCUGACCAAAAUGAGCUAGAGGAACUGCUCAAACCUGUUGGAUUUUAUCGUACUAAAGCUAAGCAUAUUAAACUGACAUCACAAAUUCUUAUUGACCAAUAUAACUCAGACGUACCUAAUGACUUAAAGGAACUUUUAAAACUACCUGGAAUCGGCAAGAAAAUGGCAAAUAUAGCACUAUCAAGUUGCUGGAAUAAUAUCGUUGGAAUUGGUGUAGAUGUUCAUGUUCAUCGAAUUGCUAAUCGCUUGAAUUGGGUCAAUACUAAAACUCCUGAAAAGACACAGGAUGAAUUGGAGAGUUGGCUCCCUCGAAAUUAUUGGAAGGAAGUAAAUUUGAUGCUGGUUGGAUUUGGACAAUCUGUUUGUACCCCUAAAAAUCCAAAAUGCGGUGAAUGCUUAAACAACAAGAUUUGUCCUUCUGCAUUUAAGGAAGAACAGGAAAAGAAGAAUAAGAAGAAUACAAAAACAUAGUGUGUAAUAAUUAAAA
This is a messenger RNA of Chironomus riparius, 935 nucleotides long. The record is from the annotation of a GenBank genome assembly. NCBI's taxonomy places the organism in Eukaryota, Metazoa, Arthropoda, Insecta, Diptera, Chironomidae.